Messenger RNA from Cimex lectularius (bed bug), 3017 nucleotides. RefSeq lists its product as uncharacterized. The transcript has 3 exons. The coding region runs from base 729 to 3017 and encodes 762 amino acids. The record is from RefSeq and is a predicted model, not a curated record. Lineage: Eukaryota; Metazoa; Arthropoda; Insecta; Hemiptera; Cimicidae.
GAUCUCGACAACUGUUCGGUCGAAUCUGGUACAUCCAACGUUUUUCAGUUCGGUAUGAACUGCCCUAAGUAACAAACAGGAGAGGAAAAUAUUAUGAAGUCCCCAGGACUGUUUCUCUUGGAUCUCGACAACUGUUCGGUCGAAUCUGGUACAUCCAACGUUUUUCAGUUCCGUAUGAACUGACCGAAGUAACAAACAGGAGGAAAAAAAUUUAUGAAGUCCCCAGCACUUUUUCUCUUGGAUCUCGUAUUUUUCCCAGCAGUUUCUCUUGAUCAAUUUAUUAAUUUGUAGUUCACCUAUUUAUAUACCUUCACCCUGAAAAUUUUAUUGUUGGUGGGACGUGUUUGGACGAACGAGGCAUUAAUGAGAGGACAUUUUGGUUUUUAGAGGGUUGAAAUGUUCCGACUGUUACUUCUUUUGAUAUAAGUGCGGCAAUGUGGCAUACUCCACGUCCGUGUAAUUUCGUUACAUGGUUGAUGAUAUCAAAAUUUUCCAAUUAUUUUCCCUACCCUGUGAAUUCCUGGUUUCUAUCGUGGUAAAAACAUAUUAAAGAAAAAAAUGUUAGGAAACUGUAAAAAUUAAAACAAUUGGAAUUGUUUGGAUUAUAUUCCAAAAAGGAUGGCUACGUAAGUUCAGGGAAAUUUUGGAGCAUCCCUACCCCUGUUAAUACUGGUUAACAUCUUCCAUCUGGAAAUUUGCCUUCAUUUUACAUUUUGCUCGCUACGGUAAUGCCACGUACUUCUCGUUGUAUCAUGUUACCCCGGACAUUGCGGAUUAUGAAUAUGCUCCGAGUUACUAAAGAAGAAGAUGAAAAGAUUGAACAACCAUUUGAUGAUGGUUCUGAUCUGAAAACUAAUAUUGAGCCAAUUCGGGAUGUCGUCCACAGCAGUGAUUAUGCAUCAUCCUCUAUUUCUGAUAAUGAUGCUUUUCCAAAAUCAGUAUCAACAGUGCCUACAAAAAUGACCAAUAUGCAACAUAUAAUUCCCCACAAAACGCAAGAAGAUAAUAUAGAAAUGGAUUCAACCACGCAUUCCACAAAAUCAAGGCGUGUAAGAGAAAAAGACUAUUGUUAUUACUGUGAAAAUUUGGUGCAAAAUUUUGCACGUCAUAUAAUAAGGAAUCACAAAACAGAGACCGAAGUGAUCCAAAUUCUUUCGUUUCCGCUAAACUCCAAGGAGCGAAAAGAACUGAUCACCUCUAUUCGUAAAAGAGGAAAUUUUUACCAAGGCGGAGAAACAGCAAAACCUAUGCGCAAAAUUAAUGCCAAAACUGAGUACUUGCCAUGUACUGAAUGCAUGGGUAUGUACUCGCGAAAAUUUUUGUGGAGACAUAAAAAAGUAUGCUCGAAAAAUUCCGGAAGCAGACAGUUGCAAAGUAUGUCCCAAACGUUUUUAAUCGCCUUACAUGACAUAGAUAAAGACUUAAUAUAUUCUGUUUUUCCAACGAUGAGAGCUGAUGAAAUAUCACUAGUAGCUAAAAAAGAUUUUCUAAUCUGUUUAUACGGUGCCAGAUACUUAAAAAUACACAGAGAAAAACAUUUUAUAAAUGUAGUUUCCAGAAAAAUGAGGGAAUUGGCCAGAUUGUUGAUAGAAAUAAAAGACAGGGAACCUAAUGUACGUAGUCUGUUUGACGUACUCCAACCUCAAUACUAUGAUACAAUUGUUGAUUCGGUGAAACAAAUAUCAUUAUAUAACAAUGAGCGUAAAGUUUUUAAAUCACCAACUUAUGCUAUGAACAUAGCAGGAACUUUAAAACAGUGCUGUGACAUAGCGAUUCAGGAAGUUCUUAAAAACAAAGCCAAAUUUUCGAUUGAAAAAGAGAAAGAAUUGGAGACACGCAUGGCCACUUUGAUUCGGCUGUUUAAUAGCAAUUGGAAAUUUGACAUCAGCCAUAAUGCUGCUAAUACUCUUAAUAUUAAUAAAUGGAACAAAGUAACUAUUGUUCCCCUAGCGAAGGACAUUAAACAGAUGAAAACAUUUUUAACGACGAAAGCUAAAGACUCUGUGGGACGACUGAUUAGUUCAAAUGGCAACAGCAAAGCAUACACCGAUUUGUUACACACAAUUUACUGCCGCAUAAUUCUUUUGAAUAGAAGAAGACCUGGAGAACUACAAAGGGUGCCUUUACACAUAUAUGAAACUUUUAUUGAAGACACAUCUUAUGAGGAGUUUAAUCAAGCCCUCACAACAACAGAAAAAAUCCUCUUAAGUAAGUUCAAAAGAAUUGUUGUACGAGGUAAACGUGGCCGUGGAGUUCCAGUAUUAUUUAGCCCAGAAAUUCAAAAUGAUGUUAAGAUACUUAUGAAGUACAGAAAUAAGUGUGUUCCAGAAGAAAAUAUUUAUUUGUUUGGCCUACCAGGUUGUACUACUCCAAUCGUGGGUUAUAAAGUAUUGAAAAAAAUGGCUCACGAAGCGGGCGUAUCAAACCCAGGAGCUAUUUCGUCAACAAAACUGCGUAAACAUCUUGCCACAUUAACCCAACUUUUUGACUUAAAAGAAGCAGAAAUAGAACAGUUGGCUUCAUUUAUGGGUCACACAUUAGGUGUCCAUAAAAAUUCAUACAGGCUUCCAGAUGAUGUUUACCAAACUGCAAAGAUUUCUAAAUUGUUAUUACUAAUGGAAAACGGGCAGACGGAAGCAUUUAAAGGAAAGACACUUGAGCAAAUAAAUGUAAAUCUUGAAGAAGAAAUUAUUGAAGGUGAAAGCGGUGACGAAAAUGAAAUGACACAUUUUACAAAUAGCUUUGAGGAGCGAGAAAAUUUACUUCAAGAGAAUGAACAAAGGAAAACACUCCCCGAGAAAACCGCAGAGAUGAAGACGAAGAAGACUAGAGUUUUAAUUCCGUGGACAACGGAACAAAAAAAUAUAGUUAAAAAGUUUUUCAAGGAUCAUAUAAAACAUAAAAAAGCUCCAAAAAAAAUGGAGUGUCAAAAGUUAAUUACACUUCAUCCCAUUUUGUCCAACAAAAAUUGGCUAAAAAUAAAAGUAUUUGUACAAAAUCAGUAUACUAAAAAAUAG